Messenger RNA from Cydia splendana, 2642 nucleotides. Its product is annotated as zinc finger protein 224-like. Bases 185 to 1777 code for a protein of 530 amino acids. The record is from RefSeq and is a predicted model, not a curated record. Gene Ontology annotation, cellular component: nucleus. Gene Ontology annotation, biological process: regulation of transcription by RNA polymerase II. NCBI's taxonomy places the organism in Eukaryota, Metazoa, Arthropoda, Insecta, Lepidoptera, Tortricidae. Gene Ontology annotation, molecular function: DNA-binding transcription factor activity, RNA polymerase II-specific; sequence-specific DNA binding. The transcript has 2 exons.
CGUGAAUGACAGCUUUACAUUGAAAAAGUCUACUCAAACGUAAGCUCGUUUGACAUGACAUUUGUAUUUUUUUUAUCCUAUUGUUGUGAAAUGGUGAUUGCUUAUCAGUUAAUCUUUACGGAAUUUAGAAGAAAAUCGAUAAUUACAGUGGUUUUUAAUAUCAGAGACAGGUUGCUAGCAUAAUAUGGAUCAAGAAAUAGAACAAAUCUUCAUAAAGCCAGAUAUUGCUCAUUUGAAAGUUGAAGUUGAUUGCGAACAGGAAAGCAGUGGAAACCCGUACCAGCCUCCGGAACAUGUGUUCAACAUCAAGAGCGAAGAUGGAAGUAUAUUACCUUACGUAGACUCAACCAAUGAAAAUGAUAAAACAAACUCGGUAGAGGUAGUUGGUAAAGUAUACGAGAACGGAAAAAUAAACCGAUUGCAAUGUCCACAGUGUGAUAAUACUUUCAAAAACAGAGCCAACUUGAAGCAACAUCUCAAGUUUGUGCAUUCAUCCGAAGAUGAUAUUGUCGAAUGUGAUAAAUGUUACAGGACAUUCAAGUCUGUCGGUCAUUUACGCUCACACAUUCACUCUGUUCACGCUGAAGAAAAAGAAGUCAGCUGUGAACAUUGCGGUAAAGUUUUCUCAAACAAAAAACGUCUAAACAAUCAUAUUUUCUAUUCCCAUCCGGAACCGGAAGAAAGCGUCAAUUGCAGUGUAUGCUCCAAAUCUUUCAAGCGUAGAUACAAUUUGAAAAUACAUAUGAGACUUGUUCAUCCUUCAGAAGAAAGAUCCGUACAAUGUCCACAUUGCGACAAAAAGUUUAAAGUAGAUAUGUUACUACAGAGACAUAUAAAAUGGAGUCAUCCGCAAGACGGAAUGAUGUACCGCUGCCCCGAAUGCGGAAGAACAUUACCAUCUAUCGCUUGCUUUAAAAAACACAUGCAGAACGUACAUUCCGGCUCCCAAGAUGCUGUUUGCAAAAUCUGCUCCAAAGUUUUCAAAACAGUCAAAACUUUAAACAGACACGAGAGAAACAUUCAUGGAGGAGCGAAAGUUGAAGCGAAACCGUGCAAAGUAGGAGAUAUACCAUGUUCACAGUGCGAUAAAAAAUUUACUACCAAUACAGCUUUAUUUUGGCAUUUCGAGAGACAUCAUUCCGAGAAUAAAAGAAGUAACGCUUGCCAGAUUUGUAACAAAGAGUUAUCCGAUCAAGGGAGUUUGAAAAGACAUUUAGAAAUGGUGCAUUCCUUUGAUCCUGUCAACUGUCCUAUAUGCUCAAAAACUUUCAAAAGUCACAUGAAUCUACAGAGGCAUAUUAGAGUCACCCACGCUCCGCCAGAAGCGGCCCAGAAAUGCGACAUUUGUAACAAAACUUUUAAAUGCUCUAUGCAUUUACGGAUACACAUAAAUGCAGUUCACUCCACAGAAGGCAUCUUCACCUGUGAUAUUUGCAAUAAGGAAUUCUCCUCAAAGAAAUAUAUGUUGAAACACAAGAAAACUCAUGUAGACGUGAAACUGUUUCCAUGUGGAGUUUGCAGCAAAAUGUUUAAAUGUGUUAAUGAUGUUAAAAAGCAUACAAAACGUGUGCAUAUGAAGACACCAGUGAAAACGGAAAAUGUAGAACCUGAGAGUAAAGGAACUGAAAGGAAUCAAGAGGAAGCUAAUACAGAGGCACUGACUUGUUCAAAAUGUGGUGGUGAAUUUGAGAAUGAAACUGAGUUACAUUCUCAUAUUAUGAACUGUGGCGAGCUCCCAGCGGUGGCAUUUGUGAAGGUUGAAUUGGAAGAUUGGUAGCUUUCUACAAGAAAGUUGUAUAGUGGGACUUGUAAGGAUUUAUUAGGUUAAUGUUUACUUUCCAUGUUCUCAAAUGAAAUUACCGUGACUUUUGAGUAUUAGCUAUGUGCGCCACUAUGGGGCCUGCCCGGCUAUGGAACACAGUUAUUUGACAGAUGUCAAUUAUUAUGAAUUUAAUGUUUAUCCUUCAUAUACACAUUUCCAUGUUCUCAGUAAAAAGUGUCCGACGAAAAGCUGGCACGAAUGGAAUGAGCGAAACUAUCAUUGCAUUGCUAUUUAGUAUGGUGUGAUACACAGAUAUUUUCAUUCACACAUUCAUUCUAUUCUACUCGUGGCAGCUCUUGUAAAUCCACAUAUGCGAACUAGCGAACGGAAUCGCGAAUGCGUUUUAGCCUUUUGAACGACACGCCUUAAGUGCGCGCAGCGCGUCAUUGUGAACCUUGUUAGAAUGCACGAAGGUUGAUAUUUGGCUGUAGCCGAGCGCGUCUUUUGACGAUAUUGGCGGUCAAAUGGCGUUGUUGACUGGACGUGUUUAAAAACGAAAUGUCAAUAAAGGCUACUCUGGGCAGUGGGGAGACACUCCUGACUUCGGUCGAACUCGGCUCCGUUCGGCUCAGCAUUGCUCCGAGCAAUUAUUAGGGUUGACACCACUUGACUUCCUUUUGCGUGCACGACCACAGAUAAGAUAAUCACUUGAAUUUUGACAACCGUAAAUAGCCAAAAGGGAUAGUGCCAUAUAUUUGAAAGGUAUAGCAUGAUUCGACCCUGAACCGCUGUCAAACUUCGGGUUUGUAGGAAGUGUCCUUUCUGUACGGUAGUACUAUUAUUUCUUCUGUGCUCAGGCGGUCUAGCACGAGUUGCGUUC